UUUACACACAUGUUGCUUUUCUCUUUUUAUCAUGGGUGCAGUGAGUGCAGUGCAGAAAAUAACAACCAAAUCUAAUAUAGAUCAAUUUAUUAUGCAUUUUUCAAUCCUUUGCAUCAGAUACGAAAUCUAAAAACAAUUUAGAAAUUCUUAUGGCUGUAACAGGAAACGUGAUUGGUUUUCUGCUGGUGCUGGUAAAUUAUCUGGGAAUACUUUGUUCGUCAUAUUUCUUCAUGCUGUCCAUCCUCAGUUUUCUCAUGGGACUCAAAGGGAUGCAAAUAAAUGGCAGGACGACCAAUGUGGAAAAUACGGAAACAAAAAUCACCAACCGGUUAAACACGGAUUGGAUCAAUUUCCUCAUUUCCUUCACGUCAGCAAGCAUGACUACAUUCCUUCUGGUUUUGUGGAUCUAUCUCAACCGCAAGUUGAGGGGAUUUAAGUUCGAGGAGUAGCACAAUCAUCACCGCCACUUCCGCCAGAGUCAUUUCCCCUUUGCAAAAACCCUUCCAAUUUUAGGCCUCCUUUCCUCAUCCUUAUUUGUAACCCUGUUAACCCUUCAGUUUGCUUAUGAUGCCUGGUUCGUACCGUUUUUCACCGGGAAACCAAAUUAUAUUGCGGGCGUCACGGCUUUAUCUUUUUCUACUUUGUAUUUGAUAUCUUAUUUUAUUGUUCUGAUAAGUUUUUGGUUAUCAAUGAAGUGCUGCAAGGGUCCGGUUUUUGAGCACGAUUACGCCGGAUAUGGUGCCGCGUAUGGGUUGGAUGAAAGGAGCGAGAAGCUU
Folsomia candida is the source of this 776-nucleotide messenger RNA. RefSeq lists its product as uncharacterized. The transcript has 4 exons. Bases 150 to 449 code for a protein of 99 amino acids. Lineage: Eukaryota; Metazoa; Arthropoda; Collembola; Entomobryomorpha; Isotomidae. The record is from RefSeq and is a predicted model, not a curated record.